AUGGCGUAUCCAAUUACCCCAUCAAUUUCUAUUGCUGCUUCCAAUUGCCCCAAGUGGGGUAAUUGGAAAUGUUCGUUAGAGCCUUCAGCAAAACACCGGGAAGUUCGCUUAGGACACACAGCUUUUUCAUUCAAUCAACCAAAAUUUUGUCCAACAGCAGCUUGGAAUCCAUUCGGAAUUACUUUUGCUAAUCAAACAACAAUUGGAGAAAAACCUCGCGCCAUUUUCAUCAAUACGAACAAUACAAUUUAUGUUUAUGCAAACAGACAAAUUUUAGUGUCGCAUGAGGGUCAUAUCAAUCCAACAAAGAUCAUUCCCAUCAACUCUUCGACUUCAAAUUCUAUUUUCGUUACAACGAAUGGUGAUAUUUAUAUUGAUAAUGAUGAAGUUGUUCUUAAAUGGAUAUCAAAUAAAAACACAUUUGACACUGUUAUGAAGGCACAAUGUUAUGGUUUGUUUGUCGAUAUCAAAGAUACUCUGUACUGUUCAAUGCCUGAUCUUCACCAAGUUGUGAAAAGAUGGAUGAAUGAUUCUGUUCUGACACCGACUAUCGUAGCUGGGACAAAUAGAUCAGGAUCUGCUCCGAAUGAGCUUAAUAAUCCUUCUGGAAUCUUUGUUGAUGUGAACUUUGAUUUAUAUGUGGCAGAUUGUAAAAAUAAUCGAGUUCAACUGUUUCAAUUAGGACAAUCAAUUGGCAUCACAAUUGCUGGAAAUGGAUCACCAAGUCCCACAAUUUCACUUUCAUGUCCAAGUGGAAUUGUAUUAGAUGCCCAGAAAUAUUUAUUCAUUGUGGAUUCUUGGAAUGAUCGUAUUGUUGGAUCAGGACCAAAUGGCUUUCGAUGUUUAGUUGGAUGUCAUGGACUUGAUUCACAAUCCCAU
Didymodactylos carnosus is the source of this 879-nucleotide messenger RNA. Lineage: Eukaryota; Metazoa; Rotifera; Eurotatoria; Philodinida; Philodinidae. The record is from the annotation of a GenBank genome assembly.